Messenger RNA from Micropterus dolomieu (smallmouth bass), 1864 nucleotides. RefSeq names its product phosphorylated adaptor for RNA export (gene phax). Gene Ontology annotation, biological process: snRNA export from nucleus. Gene Ontology annotation, cellular component: nucleus. NCBI's taxonomy places the organism in Eukaryota, Metazoa, Chordata, Actinopteri, Centrarchiformes, Centrarchidae. The coding region runs from base 164 to 1393 and encodes 409 amino acids. The record is from RefSeq and is a predicted model, not a curated record. The transcript has 2 exons.
GCGGAAGUGUGGCUUUAGCCUAGCGCGAAUUUUCUUCAGAGGGUCUUAAGUUUGCCUCUUGAUUGCCAAGCUCAUCAUCACAUUACACAGUGAGUGGCAGAGCCAAGCAAGGCUAAAAUACAGUUUCACGCAGAACAGGGUCAGCUGAUGAUUCAGACAAGAAAUGGCGGAUAGCGGAGAUCUAAUGGACGGUGAUCUGGAAGAUGGAGAGAUCUCCAGCUCCAGCUCGGAGACUGAGAUGGGAACCGCAGCAGCAGUACAAGCUCGACCCCAGGCUCAUCCAGCUUUUAGCGGCCAGUCCUUCCACAACAGAGCCGCUGCACAGCCCUCUACCGCCGCCUACCGCAACGCUGGUAGGACGGUGGAGUCCAGCGACAGUGACCCGGACUCGUCGGACGAGGAGGCGGCUGUUUGGCGCCGUAAGCGCCAAAAAGUAAUGAACGCUCCCCAGCCGCCUGCCUGCGCUACACGGGCAGGGCCGAUCCGCAUGUCCGCCCCCGGCGCGCCGGGAGGCCGCAAGGUGAACAACAUUUGGGGCUCUGUGGUCCAGGAGCAGUGCCAGGACGCCAUAGCUGCAGAGCUGGGCAUAUUUGGCAUGGAAGGUGAAGUGAGCAUGUCCAGCAGAAAUGUGGAGACUUAUAACUUUGUCCUGGCCCGUAAGAUAAUGGAGAAGGAGAGGGAGCUGGAGAAGCAGUCAAAGGAUGAAGGAGAAGUGAGCAUGCUGGACGACCAGCUGGAGAAGUACAUGAGGGACAGGGACUCAGAGCAGAGGGCAGGAGGUGAUGCAAAGAGGAAGAGGUCAGCUAAAGAGAGACUGGGCCCAAGGGCUGAAAUGGACAUCAAGGGCCGGUAUGAGAUCACAGAAGACGACCCAGAGGAAAAGGUGGCGGAUGAGAUAGCAUACAGGCUGCAAGAGCCUAAAAAAGACCUGAUAGAGCGCGUUGUUCAAGCCAUUGGGAGGAAAAAGGCCAUAGAACUGCUCGGAGAGACUGCCACACUGGAGGAAGCCGGCGGUGUGUACACCCUGGACGGCAGCAGGCGACGGACGCCUGGUGGGGUGUACCUCAACCUGCUGAAGAACACUCCGAGCAUCACCAAGGCCCAGAUCCGGCAGGUGUUCUUCGAGGAACACCACAAAGAGUACAAGAGCAAGAAGGCGGCCCAGAAGAGGAGGCGACACAUGGUGGCCAAGAAGAUGAAGCAGGCCAUUGGCACACUGAACCUGCAGGAGCACGACGACGUCUCCAGGGAGACUUUCGCCAGUGACACCAAUGAGGCCUUGGAGUCAUUGGAGGAGGCUCCGGAAGAGGAAGAGGAGGGUCAGGAGGAAUCUGCUGUGGGCAUUGAGGAGACACCGGUGGUCUACAACUCCGCUGACCUGGAGGUCUUCUAAGAGCUGCGCGCUGUGAUGACAUUUUAGAUUCAAAUGAAAACGAAACACUUAAAGCACUGUAAAAGUAGACUACUGUCUCUACUGAGUGCAAAAUCACACCUGAGUGUUCUUUUUUUCUCCUUUUUUUUUUUUUUUUUGACCUUUAGCAAUAAAAGGAGCACUUAUGUUAACAAAAAUGUGGGUUUUGUUUGGCACAGCAUGUAUUUGUAGAUUUCAGCACAUGUAAACACAGUAAGAAUUAACUGCAAGUUAGCUUGAUUUGUGCUACAAAUGUUUCUCAAAUUCCAAAAGUGUGAAUUACGUAAGAUUUUGCAGCAUAUUGGUGUAAAAGUGAACACUCAUUGAUUUUCAGUUAUGGUAACUUUCUUUGUUAUAAUUUUCAGUCUGAGAUAAUGAGGUCUUGAUUUAUUAAAUGCAUCUGUAUGACGGUAUCUGGAAUAUAAAUAAAAGUGACUCAGGUAAUUUACUUAA